CUCUGGCUCUGCCAUUGAACGUCUCCUCUCCUCUUUAAGAACGCGUACACAAGUCAUUAGCCUUCACCUUCCCGGCUUCCGCACCCAAAUCUCCUUUUUCUCUUCUAGCUCAACGUUUCUCUUUGUCAUUUAGAAAACUAUAAAUCCUAAAGUGAAGGAAGAAAAGUUUGUUGCUUGUUUUAGUUUUGUAAAAAUGGUUAAAACAAAGAAGGUUUCCUACAUAGCAGUGCCUUCUCAAGUAAUAAACACUUUAUCGUCUUCUUCACUGCAAUCUCUUCUUGUUUCACCUAAAAAAUCUUCCAAACCCAGCUUUACCAAGAGGUUCUUUUCUCCGACCUCUUACAAGAGCACCAAGUUCUGGUUUUUAACUCUCUUUAUUUUUGGCCUUUUUGGAAUGUUAAAGCUCGGUUUCGAUCUUGAUUAUUUGAUCCCUUUCUCUCCAUACCCUUGUUUCAUAACUCAACAGCACAACUCUUUUUCAAAAGGGUAUACAAAACCCCUUCUAGCUUUAGCUUCAAAUGGUGAAAACCAUGCUCAAAACACUUUCAAAGAUGAGUUUUUAAGUGAGUUGGGUGCGGUUUCAAACAUUGAGAAUAAUAAGGUUUCGAAAGGUGUGAAUCAACCACAAGCAUUGAUUACACAUGGGUAUUCGGAGUCAGAUGAAGAUACUGAAUUUUGGAAACAGCCAGAUGGGAUGGGGUACAAGCCAUGUUUGCGAUUUACUAGAGAUUAUAAGAAGCAAACUGAAGCGAUUAUAAAGAACAGAAGAAAAUAUUUAUUAGUAGUAGUCUCAGGUGGCAUGAAUCAGCAAAGAAAUCAAAUUGUUGAUGCUGUGGUCAUUGCUAGGAUUCUUGGUGCUGCGCUUGUUGUUCCCAUUUUGCAAGUCAAUGUCAUUUGGGGAGAUGAGAGCGAAUUCUCUGAUAUAUUUGAUUUGAAGCAUUUCAAGAAGGUUCUUGCCAAUGAUGUAAGAAUAGUUUCUUCAUUACCUUCAACUCAUAUAAUGACAAGGCCAGUAGAGGAGAAACGAACUCCACUUCAUGUUUCUCCUCAAUGGAUUCGUGCACGUUAUCUUAGGAGGCUCAACAGGGAUGGGGUUCUGCUCCUGCGUGGUUUGGAUUCGAGGCUCUCUAAAGAUCUCCCUUCUGAUCUUCAGAAACUCCGCUGCAAGGUGGCCUUUCAUGCAUUGAGUUUUGCCCCUCCAAUUUUGGAACUUGGUAACACACUUGCAGAGAGGAUGCGGAGCAAAGGACCCUACCUUGCUCUUCAUCUAAGAAUGGAGAAGGAUGUUUGGGUGAGAACUGGUUGCCUUCCAGGUUUGAGCCCUGAGUUUGAUGAAAUAAUAAAUAAUGAGAGGAAACAAAGGCCAGAGCUCUUAACUGCUAAAUCAAACAUGACUUACCAUAAGCGAAAGCUUGCUGGUCUCUGCCCCUUAAAUGCCGUGGACGUGACCAGGUUGCUUAAGGCCCUUGGAGCUCCAAAGAGUGCCAAAAUCUUUUGGGCAGGAGGGCAACCUCUGGGUGGGAAAGAAGCCCUACUGCCAUUAACUAGAGAAUUUCCCCAUUUUUACAAUAAGGAAGAUCUUGCUAUGCCUGGUGAGCUAGAACCAUUUGCAAACAAAGCUUCCUUCAUGGCUGCCCUUGACUAUAUUGUCUCUGAGAAUAGUGACGUUUUCAUGCCUUCUCAUGGAGGAAAUAUGGGCCACGUGAUCCAGGGACACCGAGCAUAUGCAGGGCACAAGAAGUAUAUUACCCCGAACAAAAGACACAUGCUCCCUUAUUUCCUAAGCUCCUCUCUUCCUGAAACAGAGUUCAACAGGAUCAUAAAGGAGUUGCACAGCGAAUCCUGGGGACAACCAGAACUCAGAUCAAGUAAAGCUGGAAGGGAUGUUACAAAGUAUCCUGUGCCGGAGUGUAUGUGUAAUGAUACACACUCUCAUUCCAACUUGUGAUCCAAUUUCAAAGGCUUAAAGGCUUCCAUUCACAACAAGAUCACACACACAGCAGAUUUCUUCACUACAAAAAGUUUAAAACUUUUCAGCAAAUACCAUGAACUUGAGCCUUGUGAAAACUAUAUACCUGUGGUUUUCAGGGCAAUGAGUUUUCUCUACACCGCUAUUGCAAAAUAAGUGAUCUCAGCCUGCACACUCCUCAAGUAGAGCAUUCACAUUGAUUCUUGUAUGUAUAUUCUAUAGGAUACCAUUCUUUAAUUCUUUAUAGGACUCUUUUUUUUCUACAUGGAUAGAUUCUUCUUGCCCCAUUUCAGUCUGUAUCAUAUCUAUGUACCACAGAUGUAUACAUGUACAAAAGUAUAAUAAAGCAAUUUCAAUUCAGUUUGA
This is a messenger RNA of Mangifera indica (mango), 2335 nucleotides long. RefSeq names its product O-fucosyltransferase 20-like. The coding region runs from base 194 to 1948 and encodes 584 amino acids. The transcript has 6 exons. Gene Ontology annotation, cellular component: cytoplasm. Lineage: Eukaryota; Viridiplantae; Streptophyta; Magnoliopsida; Sapindales; Anacardiaceae. The record is from RefSeq and is a predicted model, not a curated record.